Molecule: messenger RNA, 378 nt
Organism: Micromonas commoda
Lineage: Eukaryota; Viridiplantae; Chlorophyta; Mamiellophyceae; Mamiellales; Mamiellaceae
Exons: 1
Coding region: 1-378 (125 amino acids)
Source: RefSeq, a predicted model, not a curated record
AUGACCGCGGGCGGGGUCGACGACGCGGAGGUUGCGGCGGUGCAUCGCGAGUCCAUCGAGGCCGAGAAGGCGGUGGUGGAUGCCCUCCGCAAGGACGGCACGUUCGAGCGCGUGCGCAAGGCGCUCAUCGCGCGGUGCGUCGCCGACGGCGGGGUCCGCGCCAAGGUGGCCGAGUUGGUGGACGCGAGCGAGACGCUGCGACAGCGCGGCGCCGCGGGAGCCAAGUUCGACGAGCUGGUGGAUCGCCUGCGGGAGGAGGUGGAGAAGGACGUGAUGGGCGCGUUCGCGGACAAGGCGUGGGAGCUGAUGACGGACGAGCGCGGGGAGGUCGGGGGCAUGAUCGCCGAGGCGGUCGAGAAGAGACUCGGCGAGCGAUGA